Molecule: messenger RNA, 3440 nt
Organism: Chrysoperla carnea
Lineage: Eukaryota; Metazoa; Arthropoda; Insecta; Neuroptera; Chrysopidae
Gene: msk
Product: importin-7
Exons: 9
Coding region: 128-3340 (1070 amino acids)
Biological process (GO): protein import into nucleus
Cellular component (GO): nuclear envelope; cytosol
Molecular function (GO): small GTPase binding
Source: RefSeq, a predicted model, not a curated record
AUUAGUCACGUGACACUUGCACAUUGAACAAAAUUGCACAGUUUCUAAAAAUUUGAGCAAAAAGGCCGGAAAAGUUUUAUGGUAGAAGUGUUGUGUGCAUGUUAUUUAAAUUUUUUAUUGCUCAAAAAUGGAUUCACGAAAACUAAUCGAUUUAUUAAAGGCAACAAUAGAUCCAAACCAACGGCAACAAGCCGAAGAACAGCUAAGUCAGAUACAUAAAAUAAUUGGUUUUGCUCCAACAUUAUUACAUGUUGUCAUGAUGAACGAUUUGGAUAUGCCUAUACGACAGGCGGCUGUUAUAUAUUUGAAAAAUUUAGUUACGCAAAAUUGGAAUGAACGAGAGCCAGAUAUAGCAGGCCAACCAAUUCCAUUUAGUAUACACGAACAAGAUCGUUCAACAGUCCGAGAUUCUAUUGUAGAAGCUGUAAUACAUGCGCCAGAAUUAAUACGUGUACAAUUAGCCGUAUGUGUAACAACAAUUGUUAAAAAUGAUUUCCCUGAACGAUGGACACAAAUUGUUGAUAAAAUCAGUAUAUUUUUACAAAAUCCAGAUCCAAAUUUAUGGCCAGGUGCCCUAUUAUGUUUAUUCCAUUUGGUGAAAAAUUUUGAAUUUAAAAAGGCCAAUGAACGUGCCCCAUUAAAUGAGGCAAUGAAUUUAUUAUUACCAAUGAUACAUCAAUUAUGUGUCCGAUUAUUACCAGAUGAAUCAGAAAGUUCUGUUUUAUUACAAAAACAAAUAUUGAAAAUAUUUUUUGCAUUAACACAAUACACAUUACCGUUAGAUUUAAUAAAUAAGGAAACAUUUUCACAAUGGAUGGAAAUUGCUCGAUGCAUCGCAGAUCGUCCUGUACCCGAAGCAUGUAAUCAAGUGGAUGAAGAUGAAUUACCACACUUGCCAUGGUGGAAAUGUAAAAAAUGGGCAUUACAUAUACUUUAUCGAAUGUACGAACGUUAUGGAUCACCUGGUAAUGUUGUUAAAGAGUAUCAAGAAUUUGCUGAAUGGUAUUUACAAACGUUCUCUGUUGGUAUAUUAACGGUUUUAUUGAAAAUUUUGGAUCAAUAUCGGAAUAAAAUAUACGUGGCACCACGAGUUUUACAGCAAACUUUAAAUUAUAUUAAUCAAGGAAUUUGCCAUUCAUUAACAUGGAAAUUUUUGAAACCACACAUGUUCGCUAUUAUUCGAGAUGUAAUAUUUCCAUUAAUGUCGUACUCAGCUGAAGAUGAAGAAUUAUGGAACACCGAUCCACAUGAAUAUAUUCGUGUGAAAUUUGAUAUAUUCGAAGAUUUUAUUUCACCAAUAACAGCGGCAUCGACAUUACUUGUAUCAUGUUGUCGUAAACGUAAAGAUAUGUUGCAAAAGAGUAUGCAAUUAGCUAUGGAAGUACUAUCAGCUGGUAAUGCAGCAACUCCACGCCAAAAAGAUGGUGCUUUACAUAUUGUGGGUUCAUUAGCUGAACGUUUACAAGCCAAACCCGAAUAUCGACAACAGCUAGAUGGUUUAAUUGCACAAUAUGUAUUCCCUGAAUUCGCAAGUCCGUAUGGACAUAUGCGCGCUCGAGCAUGUUGGACUUUACAGUUCUUUAAAUUAAAUCAAGAUGCGAACUUAGCUGAAGCUGUACGAUUAGCAACAAAUGCUUUGCUAACAGAUCCUGAACUUCCUGUUAAAGUUGAAGCAGCAAUUGCGUUGCAAAGUAUGUUAAAAGAUCAACAAGAUCGUGUACAAAAACACUUAGAACCCCAAGUGAAACAAGUGACUUUAGAGUUAUUGCAAAUAAUUCGUGAAACUGAAAAUGAUGAUUUAACAAACGUUAUGCAAAAAAUUGUUGGUAUUUAUAAAGAUCAAUUAUGUCCAAUUGCUAUUGAAAUUUGUACACAUUUAGCACAAACUUUCAGCCAAUUGCUAGAAUCUGAUGAAAGUACAGAUGAGAAAGCAAUUACGGCUAUGGGUUUAUUAAACACGAUCGAAACAUUAGCAAUUGCAUUUGGACAAGAAAACGAAAUAUUAAAUGGACUCGAACCAAUUUUAUUACAAGUAAUCUGUCAUAUUUUACAAAAUUCUGUUAUUGAAUUCUACGAAGAAGCGCUAAAUCUUAUUUUUGAAAUGACAAGUUGGCGUAUAUCAGCUGAUAUGUGGAAAUGUUUAGAUGUUGUUUUUGAAGUAUUCCAAAAAGAUGGGUUUGAUUAUUUCACUGAUAUGAUGCCAGCAUUACACAAUUAUGUGACAACUGAUACAGAUGCUUUGUUAACGGGACCAGAUGCUGAAAGACGUGUGCUUGGCCUAUUUAAUAUGUGCCGUACUAUAUUAAACGGUGACCCAUCAGAAGAAGCGGAAUGUCAUGCUGCUAAGUUAUUGGAAGUAAUGAUUUUACAAUGUGGUACACGAAUUUCAAAUUGUAUACCAUCAUUUUUGGAAUUAGUUUUGGGUAGAUUAACUCGUGAAGUGAAAACAUCUGAACUUAGGACUAUGUGCUUACAAGUGGUUAUAGCAGCUAUUUAUAUUGAGCCCACAUUAACACUGCAAGUACUAGAAAAAUUACCAAUACCAAAUAAUCCAGGUGAAUCAAUCACAGCACAUUUCUUGAAGCAAUGGCUACAUGAUACGGAUUGUUUCUUAGGAAUUCACAAUAGAAAGAUUUGCGUGUUGGGACUAUGUAGAUUAUUAGCAUUGCCAGUCGAACAACGACCUGCAGCUUUAGCAGAUUUAGCACCAAAAAUAUUACCAUCAUUAGUACUAUUAUUUGAUGGAUUACAACGUGCAUAUGCUGCACGAGCACGAGAAUUAGACGAAGAAUCAUCUGAUGAAGAUGAUGAUGAUGAAUAUGAAGACGUACUAUCAUCAGAUGAAGAUGAAUUAGAUGAACGAAGUCAAGAAUAUUUGGAAAGAUUAAGUGAUAAAAUCAACAGAGCAGGUAACAAGAUGAAUCUACCAAUUACUGCAACUAUUAUAAAUGAAUCUUCAGGUGGUGGUGGUGGAGGAGGUGACACUGAAUCUGAAGACGAUGAUGAAGAUUAUGACAAUUUAGAUGAACUAGGUGAUGAUGAUACAAUGAUGGAAGGCUAUACUACACCAUUAGAUGAUGAAAAUUGUGUUGUGGACGAGUAUGUUGUCUUUAAAGACAUAUUAGCUAAUAUGCAAGUACAAGAACCACAAUGGUAUAGUAUAUUAGCGUCACAUUUGAAUGAAUUGGAAAGUAAAUUAUUACAAGAAGCCUUAGUAAGAGCAGAUCAACGUAGAGCCGCUAUUGAAAGUAAACGUAUCGAACAAAGUGGCGGUUAUAAUUUCACACCACAGGCAGUGCCUACGUCUUUUAAAUUUGGUGGUACACCAAUUGGGCAGUAGUAAUAGUGUGUAAAGAGAAGAGAGGGCGUUUAAUUAUCAAUAUUUAUAUAUUUUAAAAAUUUAUAUAUUUGAUUAAUAACGCCCUUUAAAUUAGUUUAAA